Messenger RNA from Arachis stenosperma, 636 nucleotides. RefSeq lists its product as uncharacterized. The record is from RefSeq and is a predicted model, not a curated record. The transcript has 3 exons. The coding region runs from base 1 to 636 and encodes 211 amino acids. NCBI's taxonomy places the organism in Eukaryota, Viridiplantae, Streptophyta, Magnoliopsida, Fabales, Fabaceae.
AUGACGAUGCAACUUAGGGACGGCGAGGUGGUGAUAGCUCGCGAGGAUGACGUCGACAGGGCUCCUUGUGACGGUCGCGGUCCUCCUUCCCUCGGCGGCGUCAACGGCGACGGUGGUGCAUCCCGAGAUACUAGAGCCACGACAUAUGGCAUUAUGGAGGUCUGCGACGGUAUUGAUCUACUUUGUUAUCAUAGAGUGACAUCAGGGGUCAAGGUCAUAGAGGAGCUAGGAGUCGUGGCCGAUGAGGAGGGAAGAGUGGUGGUCGAGGUAGAGCUCGACGUGGAGGGAGAGGCGGAGAGGAUGAUGAUGGUGGUGAUGAAGAGGGUGGUGACGGUGAGAAUGAUGGUGGAGAUAAUGACGGUGAGUGAUGGAGGUGGUGGUAGAGGACAUGAUGGUGGGAUGGGUGGUGAAUAUGGAGGAGGUGGCGAAGGCCAUGAUGGUGGAUAUGAUGGUGGAAUGGGUGGUGGUUAUGGAAGAGGUGAUGGCUGUAGUGGUGAUGGAGGAGGUGUUAAUGGAGAUGCUGGUUAUGGUGGUGGCAUAUUAGGUGACGAUGGAGGUGGCAGAGAUGGUGGUGGAGAGUUUGGUGAUUAUUUUUUCGUGAUUCCUAACAGUGAUGUGGUGGUGCACGAGAGCUAG